UGGGUACGGUUUCCCUUCUCCAAGUUUGUAUGGGUGCUUUGUGAUAGCGUUGGAUCCGCAGCUGCUCGAACAGUACGGGGGUGUGGUGAAGCUUGAAUCGCAUGGAAGUGUUCCUUGUUUUGCGGUGUAGUUAACAUGCCGGCGACCAGCUGAUCAUGAGUUCUUCUGCCGUGGAUUUCGACGCUCGGCUGGAGGACCACCAGUGCCUGUUGGUGCUGGUGCAGCCACUGUCGCCGCACGUCUCGAGCACCGUGCUCUGGGAGCGCGCCGUGGAGCACAUUAGGCGCGUCCGUUGUACGCGUCUCAGCGACCAGCAACAGCCCGAGGGAAGCCGCGGCGUGUGGCUCCGCUACGCGACCAGCUACCCGGCCGAUGGAAGCCUCUGGGGUGACUUCCAGGCUCACCGGCGCGUCCUCGGGGUGCUCAGCGUCGGUGAGUGUGGCCAGGAUGGUGUAGAGGCCCUGUGUCGUCUGCACGAGCAACUUUUGCAACAGCACCCGACUGCCAUUGACUCGCGCUGCCUGCUCUUUGGGGCACCAAGGCUGGAAGAGGAUGCCACAGGAGGGGAGCAGGCGGGGGCCCCCUUGAGCAGCAAGCUGCGCAGCACCCAGUGCCUGGUGAGGAGAGCUCUCUCUGUUGGGGCACACAACCUGGGUU
Molecule: messenger RNA, 657 nt
Organism: Dermacentor silvarum
Lineage: Eukaryota; Metazoa; Arthropoda; Arachnida; Ixodida; Ixodidae
Product: protein brunelleschi-like
Exons: 3
Cellular component (GO): trans-Golgi network
Source: RefSeq, a predicted model, not a curated record